This is a messenger RNA of Eurytemora carolleeae, 1625 nucleotides long. Its product is annotated as neural Wiskott-Aldrich syndrome protein. The record is from RefSeq and is a predicted model, not a curated record. NCBI's taxonomy places the organism in Eukaryota, Metazoa, Arthropoda, Copepoda, Calanoida, Temoridae. The coding region runs from base 1 to 1293 and encodes 430 amino acids. The transcript has 10 exons.
AUGCAAGGAAAGACUUCUGGACUCCGGCAAUGGAAAGAGAAGUUGGUCGGAGUGGUCUGUCUUACAAAGGAUUUCGUUAGAAAAUCUUUCUUCAUACAAGUUAUUAACAUGGAUUUUAAUUCUAAGGAAUGGGAGCAGGAGCUGUACAUGGAGAUGAAAUACUUGACUCCUGAACCCUGGUUUCAUAUGUUCGAAGCUGAGAGCAGUCAGGCAGCUUUUAGCUUCGUAGACGAAUCUGAAGCGGCUCAUUUCAGAAACAAAGUUCUAGGCUGUUUAGAAAAGUUGAGUAAGGCAAUUCCUAAUAAAUCUAGAAUUAGAGUGACAGAACAACAGAUUAAGGCUGAGGAAAACAAAGGGGAGAAACCGAGUUCGUUAAACCAGAAAAAGAAAAACAAAAAAGAAAACAAAAAUAGGAAAUUUAGCAAACUAGAAAUUUCAGGUCCUAACCUGGAUAGUUUUGUGCAUGUGAGUGGAAUGAAACCGGGUGAAUCAGGACGAAUGGAGAUGGUAGAUAACUCUCAUGAGCUUGAUCCUAGACUAAGGACUUUUCUGAUGAAGAGAUUAAACAUUGAUAUCUCGAGUUUAACUCCUCAGGAGAUCAACCAGGCUAAGAAGGUUGCGGAAGAGGAGAACCUGUAUGAGAAAAUUGAAAAGGGUCGGAGCUUAAAUCGAUCCCUCAAGGCUCCAUUCAAACCCGUCCCUGCACGAACACCCUCUCCAAACCCGUCUGUGCCUAAAGUGAAACCUCCUCCUAUCCCUAGACGUGAACCUCCUCCUAUCCCUAGACAUGAACCUCCUCCCUCUCCUAGACCUGCUCUACCAAACCUUCCUCCACCCAGAGUUAAACCUUCAGUCACCUCUCACAAACCAAAUUUUACUCCGAGACUUCUAGAAACAAUUGACAAGGUUCAACUAAACAAACCUAAACCUCCAACAAGCGGAGCCGGAAUUCCUGCUCCACCCCCUCCUCCUCCUCCUGCUCCAGGUCCCCUGGUUACACCGUCAGCUCCAUCACCUUCUUCUCCAGGUGCUCCUAAACCCUUAUCAAAUCUUUUUGCACCGAACACUCCUAUAACUCCUGUUCAACCAAAGAGGGACCUUCUCAGUGAUAUUAGGGAUUGGAAGAGUAAAGUUCAGUUGAAUAAAGUUGAGCAUACGCAGGAAAGAUCCAGUGCAUCAGAACAGGGAGGACUGGCAAGUGUGAUGAGAGAGGCAAUUAAUGGAUUCAGACCAGAUGUAGGAUAUUCUAGUUCAGAGGAUGAGGAGGAGGAGGAUGAGUGGGAUGAAGACUAGGAGGAGGAAGAGGAGAAGUGGGAUGAAGACUAGGAUAUUCUAGUUCAGAGGAUGAGGAUGAGGAUGAGGAGGAGGAGGAGGAGGAUGAGUAGAAGUGGGAUGAAGACUAGGGAGGAGGAUGAGGAUGAGGAUGAGUGAGGAUGAGGAAAAAAUUGGGUUAUAUGUCAUUUUUUCCGUGCGUCUGUGCGCCUUCCAAAAUUAAAUAAAACAAGUUCAAUUUCAGUCACAUCUUUCAUCUUUGUUAAAAAGUUUUAUUUCAAUUGAAAAAUAUCAUUUUAUUUAGCAAAAACGUGCGUUCUUGCGCCGCGCAAGAACGCAUGAAAAUGACACUU